Molecule: messenger RNA, 811 nt
Organism: Cuscuta campestris
Lineage: Eukaryota; Viridiplantae; Streptophyta; Magnoliopsida; Solanales; Convolvulaceae
Source: the annotation of a GenBank genome assembly
CCCAAUAAAUUUAGAGAACAUUUCCUUCUUAAAUUCUGGAGACAAAGAGUCGGUCGGUUCGCAACGGGUCACCGACGGGCGGCGGAGAGUCUGAGAAGCCUUCACACCGGCCGGCGGCGGAGACGAGUUUAAUUUGAAUCCAAAAAGACUCAAAAGGGCUCUCAUUCUCACAGUUGGGAUAUCGUAAGGACGACCCAAAACUGGAGCAACCACUCAAGAGCAUAAUAUGUCGAAGUCGUGCAAGGGCUUAGCGAUGGAACUGGUGAAAUGCCUCAGUGAAUCUGACUGCGUCAAAGUUCAGAAUCGGCCAUACAGAGAAUGCGCAAAGGAGACGAGUCCAUGUAUUUCUAGUGAGUGUGUUGGGUUGAGAGAGACAUACUUCAAUUGCAAGAGAGGACAGGUUGACAUGAGAGCUCGAAUACGCGGAAAUAAGGGCUACUGAGACAAUGGUUUGUUUGAAGAAGGAUUGUUACUUUCAUUAAAAACCAUUACGUGUUAAUGAGCUUUAGCUUCAUAACUUUUUCGGCGUAUGCGCGCGCGCGACAUGUACUUGUGGUGCGAAGAUUUUGCAGAAAGCAUUUGGUAAGUCUUUUGCGUAGGGAUAAGCACGAUCGACUCUCUUUACGGGUUCAAGCUCUAUCUUGUAUUGUGAAGAUAUAUUGUCAAUAGAAUUUUUAAUUCACAGUUUAUAUAAGCCAGUGUUUAUGGAGGCGAGACAAAGGGGGACGAAAUCCCAAACACUAGUCGCCUAGCCAAAGUAUGUGCAAUCACAUUAUUAGAGAGGUUCUAGGAACAAAAGAUAAGUAAAAGA